GCCACAACGAAACUAAUGUUUUUGCUGGUUACUCUUGCUUCAGUAAUAUGUUUAGCAUAUUCCUCCCCGCUCAUCAGACGCUCCACACCACGUUGGACUCGCCCAUGCGGGAGUUUUGAAAUCCAGAUGCCGAAUCCUCUACCACUCCCUCCCCUCAACGAGACACUGGGAGAAAUAGUGGCCCUCACUCAAAGCGGAGUGGACUAUUCCAGACAACUUCGGGUGAAAUACCGAUUACAGCGAGUUCUCAGCAAUGACAUGGCAUCUGUCUUGGACAACGUGCACCUGGAUGGUUUCCCGCUGAAAAAAUCAUCCGAUGAAGCAAUCAACGACGCCGAUUCUGAUACGGUCACGGCACUGAAAAAGGAUUACACGACUCUGUCGAAACUCGCCGUUUGGCUCGAACAGAUGCAUCUAGACGAAGUGACCCGUCACCAGUCUCAGUUCAUCAACGAAGUCAGUCGGGUGGAGGAAAACGUCUACUCCAUGCUGUGCAAAAUCGACGUCUGCCUUCGCAAUCUCAACUCAACCGUUGACGCUCACGUGACACGCUCGGUUAUGCCCGACAAGUUCCGUAGAAUGACGAUAGCUCAGACCUACCAGCGCGAUUACAUCAUCAACAAAGACACUUCGGAGUUUGUCGACUCGCUAGAAAUUCAAUAUUCAGCGAUGGAGGCACGAUAUAUGUCUAGAGCAUUACAGUAGUCUUUAUGAAUAUAAGAACGAAUAAAACCCCAUAGAAUCCCCGCGUAACCACAUAAUAAGCCAGUGGACUAGUCACAGCUUCGGCGUAUUCAUCGGAUCGAACGCUCUUUCGGGCACUCGACCUCCUGAACGCGCGACAAAUUUUACUGGAUGGAUUUUUUGUUUCAUCCUGACAUUUACAGACAUUAUAAAAUAGAACUCUGGUUGUGGUUACGCGGACGACUUAAAGUUUAUAUUUGUUUUUCACAAGUGGUUCUGUUGGAUUAUGUUAAUCCAAAUAAUGUACAUGGCUACGCCAUUUAAUGUGUAUAUACUGUUAUAAUAUAAUAUUUUGUUUAUUAAAUGUCGGAAUUAUUAUCUUCAAACUUUUCAGUUGAGGACAUUAUUUGAUUCUGUCUUUACUGUCCAUGUUCCAUAAUAGUUCAGCAUUACAUUAAUGCAGAAAUAUUACGGAAUAGGCCCCUGUGUGUUUUUCCAUGUUUUAACAGACAAAACUAUUAAAAAAAGAAAUGAAAAAAAGAAGAGAAAAAUGAAAGAAAAAGAAAAGAAAAAGAAAAGAGAAAUAAGGAAAAAAAAAAGAAAUAGAAAAAUGUAUAUUACUUUCUAUAGUACGUAUUUUAUUUUUAUAUUUUAUUGUGUACAGUAUUAUAUUUGCAUAAUAUCAUAUUUAUGUAUGCGACACAUCACUAUAAAUAAUCAAUUAUUUAUUCUCGAAAGACCCAAGGUCAUUAAACAUGAACAUUUGUAUAUAUUUCAAUGCUUAACUUAUGAUAUUUUGUUUUUACUCCAUUACUGAAUCUCACAUAUCAUUGCAUUUUAUCAUUGCACUUUAUCAACAAUUUACAUUUUGUGUAUUGUCUCAGUUUUAAAUGUUUGUCACUUGUACAUGUACAUCAUUACGACAUAUUAUGUUACUACUUAAUGAUUGCUUUUAAAAAUGCUCGUGUAUAUAGCCAAUUCAUGAAAUCAUGUAUGUAUGUUUAUUUAUUGCUGGAUGACUGUACAAUAACGUUUAAAACGUUAUUUUUACGUUAGCGAACAUUUGUCUUGGGUAGAAAUGUUAAUUAGGGCUAUUCCAGAAAUAAUUCAAAAGUGUUUUAAUAAAAUAACUUGGCUUUAAUAUUUGCGUUAAUAAACUACCAACGAACGAAAAACAUUAGUGAACCCAUCCACCCUGUGUGAUUACAUCUGAAACAAAUUUCCAUAAAUUGCCCUAAAAUAUUCCUUAAAUUGCCAUAGCGUAUUACCUUUAAAUAUUUGUCUGGAAUUUCCCUAAAUAAUUAGCAAAUUGAGAAUUAAAAGUGAUGUAAAUGAUAUUUAUUUAUUUAUUUAUUUAUUUAUUUAUUUAUGUAUUUAUUUAUUGUUUUAAACAAUCAAAUAUCAAAAUGCUACAUUACUUGCCAGUUGUCAGACAGUGCAUUUACGUAUUAUAUACAAUUUUAAAACUUAUUUUUUUUUUUUUUUUAUGUUGGCUUUUUGAUACAUAUUUUAACACAAUAAAUUAUUUUUAUAUGAAUGCUAUUUGUUUUGUUUUAUUGUUCAUUUAGACCAACGGGCAUCUACAAAAACCUAAAACCUUGUUAUCAUUCAAAUCUCUCUCUCUCUCUCUCUCUC
Molecule: messenger RNA, 2319 nt
Organism: Gigantopelta aegis
Lineage: Eukaryota; Metazoa; Mollusca; Gastropoda; Neomphalida; Peltospiridae
Exons: 3
Coding region: 16-705 (229 amino acids)
Source: RefSeq, a predicted model, not a curated record